GAUCUCAUUUGAACUAUUUUUCUCAAAGAAUAAUUUUAAUUUGAGCAUUUAUGUACAUCCAUUAUUUUACAUUCUUUUUAUUAUUUAAACAUUAUUUUAUCAUUUUUGAAAUAAAACUAAUUCAUUCACUUGAAUAAAUAAUGAUUAAUUCACUUCUCUUAUAUUCUAUCGAAAUUAUGAUUAUUUCAAUGUAUUUGCUUACAUUAUACCAUUUAUAAUAUUGUGUUAUUGCAUUCAUAAUGCUUGUAAGACCAAGUGUUUAUAAACAAUUACAACAAAAUGAAGAAGGAGAAUCCGAACGAAAAGGACAACCAUCAUCAUUACAACGACAAUACUUCAAUGCACCCAAAUUGGAUUAUUACUAUUACACUUAUUUAUUAAAUAAUCAUCCAGAUGAAAUUAAUAAGCUACCAGGCGAUGUCAAUAUUUCCAUUGAUAAAUAUUCAUCUUCUCCAUUGUUCAUUAGUCAAUUUCGUAAAAUGGCUAAAAGUAAAUUAUCACAUUUAAAUCGUUGUUGUAUACUGAAUACAAAUCGACCAGCUUCAAUACCCGAAGAAGAGGAGGAGGAGUUGGGGGAAGAAGAAGAAGCAGAAGAAUACAUAGAAGAGGAUAAUGAAGCAGAAAAAGACUACUUUAACAAUAAGGAAAAAGAGACACAGAUGCAUGUAGAAGAUGGAGUUGGUUCACUGGGACAAUGUUUACACUACAAUGAAAAUAAUAAUUUUAUAGUUGAAAACUGUCAACAGUUAGUCGAUAAUUAUGCUGAUAAUCAUCUUAUCGAAGAAUUAGAACGAAACGAAGGACUAUAUGAAAAUUAUCAACUAAAAAGAUCAUCCUUUCGUCAUAGUAUUAUUUCGUGUAUUAAAGGUACAACAAGACGUUGCAAUAACCAGUGGAAUAUCACUAGUUGUGGUGGUGAUGUUGACGCUGAUAUUUGUGAUCGUGGAAUUUAUUGGCCUGAAGAAUAUGAUCGGAUUUCAUUUCAUGAUAAUGUAAAUUCCUAUCAUCAUAGUGAUUAUUGUAAUAAUUAUGAUGAAAAUAAUAUUGGUGGAAGUAAUGAAAGUAUUUUUAUCAAAUCUGAACCGUUAUUCUGUACUCCAGAAACACGCACAAAAUCUAUCUACAUUAAUAAAUACAAGAAAAAAAUGAAAAAUAGACGAAGAAAUUCGGUCAGUUUCGAUUUGUCGUCAACAUCAUUGUCUGACGAUUGUAAUUUAGUAACAGUUAGUCAAUCUUCUGAUUCCGAUCAACAUUGGUUUGGUUCUGGACGUAAUUUAUGGCUGCCAAAUAAUAAUGGAAAUAAUCACUGUAUUCAUAAUGAUAAUAGCAUUAGUAGUAUUAAUAAUAAUGUAUUUUAUACGGAUUCAAAUUGUACAACUUCAUCUCGUGAAAUUCUUGAUUCUCUUACUUUAUGCUCAAGUUGUAGCAGUUCAUGCAAUUAUUAUAGCGGCAACAACAACUAUUCUGAUCAUCAUCCUAAUUACCAUUGUACAAAUAAUAAUGAUAAUGUCGAUUCUCGGAAGACAUUAAUAACAAAUGUGACUUCUAGUCCAAUCCUUCUUCAUCAUCAUUCUAUAAAUACUAAAUCUGAAUCAAUUCAAUGUAAAAAUGGUAAUAGUCAUUCUGUUUCACCACUGUCUUCAAUUAACAAUAAUAUUAAUAAUGGUGAAACUAAUGCAGUCAGCAAUGCAAUUAGUAUUCAAUCAAAAAAUAACAGUACUUCACUGUCAAAUGUUUGUUUUGCCAGUUCUCCACGUGGUAAUACUGUUAUUACACAUCAUCCAGCCAGCCCUUUUGCACGUGUUCCUCGUGGUGUAGUUGGAAAAAGUGAAGUUCAUGUUAAAACCCCUAUCCAGUCAAAAUCAUCGGUAUCCAUGUCUAAUGUCUGCAUAACUGCCACCGUUACCACCCAUACAACUACAUGCAUUGAUAAUUUUUCUACUAAUCAAAAUAUUCCUGUAACUAGUAUUUCUACAACAGAUGGUUCAUCUUGUGUUUCAACUGACCUUCAGUCAGAUUCUUCUGAUUGUUCUCUACAAAAUCAGUCUAGUCAUGUAAACGGUGAUCAACAGCCAAAUUCUAUUCCCAGUGAGCCGAAUCAAUUGAUAAACUUGUCUAAGACAAAUUCUGCAGAUUUACAAAAUUCAAUGAAUAACAAAGUAAAUAAUUCACAUGGAUUCGGUCGUAGACGUUCUAAUGUACCCAAUUCUUAUCCAACUUAUGAAGAAGCUUGGGAUUUAAAAUUAGCUCGUCAACUUGGUGUCGGUGUAUCACGUCUACCAUCAAUUAUUCCGCUAUCAUCAAAUGUUCAAAAUUACAUUCCACAACUUCCUUUUUCUAUGCCUUCCAAUACCUCUACAAAUAAUCAUGAUUUAAAUAUCCCAAUAUCUCCUGUUUCUGUUUACAAUAGAAAUAAAAUUAGAAAUAAUAAUUCAAAUUUUUCACCGUUGCAACCUUUGUCACUGGAUAAUAAUAUUAAUAAUAGUAGACAAUGUUCAACUGAUGAUUCUCACUCUAUUGAAUCUCAUUUGAAAUUGUUGAAUAUUUCAACAUCGACAUCCUCUUCGUCUUCUUCAUCUUCUUCUUGUUCAAAUGAUAAACUCAUAAAUUCAACUAGUAAUUCUGAAUUAAUAUCAGUAAUGACCACUACUAAUCAUGUGGAUGCAUCAAAUCGUGCAGAUCAUGUGGUGGAUACAAGACUAGUACAUUUGGAUAAAUUGGAUCGAAAAUCAACUAAUGGUUCAUUUCGUCAUGAUGGACUAAUUAAUAAUAAUUCUAAUCAUAUGGUGUUAAGUGGGAAAACAGAAAACAACGGUGAAUAUGAUUACGCUUAUAAUGGUUCAUGGAGUAUGGGUGUCAAACUCAGUUUAGAUCUAGCCAUCAAUAAUUCAUCAAAUGAUACAUCUUUACUACCAAAUAUACCAAAAUAUAGUAAUGCAACAACAACACCUACAACAACAAUGAUUAAAACGGUAAAGUCAAGUUUAAAUCAUCCUCCACCCUCUUCACAUCAUCAACACCAUCCAAAUUACCAUCACCAGCUUAUACAACAUGGUUUAUCUUCUUCUGGUCAGUUACAAGAGUCUAGUAAAUUCAUUUCAAUUAAAAAUACUAAUGGUAAUGAUUUAAAAUUGAAUUUGACUACUCGUCCUGUACAAUCAGUUUUAUCUAAUGAUCUCGAUAGCAUUUCUACAAGUAGUUGUGAUGAUUCUUGGGAUGCUCAACAUGGUCGAUUAGUUUCUAAAUUAAUGAGUGGACGUUUUAUAGAUCCUAGUACUAUUAUUUCAAGCACUGGUAAAUCUGGAAACGCAACAACUACAAUAAUGGAAGUGAAUAAUGAUUUCUUGACUUCUGAAACUUGUAAUUCUUCUGCAACAAAUAUGCUUACAGUUCCUAGCCUGUCGUCAACCUCCUCAUCAUGCACGUCUUCCUCCACCUCUUCGUCGUCAUCGUCAUCAUCAGUAUCGAUGGCCUCACAUGUAGUAAUAACGUCAGUUGCUCCCCCUUCUCAUUGUGCCAGUUCUAUGACACAGGUGUUUGAUCACUUACCUUCAUCUAAUGUUAAUUUACAUCAUUCAAUGAAUUCAGUUAGUAAGAAUAAAUUGUUAUCUAGUCAAAAUAACCUACCGAAGGGUUUACCUCCUCAUUUGGAAACAUUGUCACUUGAAGAACAACCAUGGUUUCAUCCGUCAUUAACAAGAUCAGAAGCUGAAGAACUAAUACGGAAUGAACCAGAAGGUAGUUUUCUUGUUCGUCCCAGUGAAACAUGCCCUAAUGACUUUUCUCUAACUAUCAAGUAAGUUACUGUUAUUAUUAUGAUUAUUACUAUGAUUUGUCAAGCUAUUUGAAAGGCCUUAUUGUGAAGAGUGAUUUACUGUUAUUCAAGGUAUAGAUUAGUUUACUUGGCUUCAAGCCACGCUCUGAGUAUAAGGUUUAGCGGUAACACCUGGUCUCCCAAACCAAAGUAUAUAGAGUGCUGUCCGAACCCGAGACUUGAUGGCUGAGUGUUGAGUGCCUUAACCGCCGAGUAACUACUCUGCAUAUUGCGUAAAAUAUUGUGUCGUUUCGUCUUUACAUAUUAGUCUUCAUCAUGAAGAGAUAGCAUUUCAUAAAUCAAUUAGUACAAGACAGCACAGAAUAGCUGUUUUGUAUUUGUGUAUGAAACUUAUCAGUAGUGCUCAUUUAUAAUCUUCCUUGUGGAUGGGCCCAGGACCUAAGGGUUUUUCAUUAAACAUAGAACCUUGUAAAUUAUGUCAAGUGUAAAUCAAAUCUCGUUCACGUUCCCAGCUUCACCUGGUAAUUAAAAGAUAUUUUCCAUUUCAAUUAACUGAAAUCUUUUGGUAGUUUACCGGAAACUGUCUUAUUUUUAUUCCGAAGCUACAUUACACUACAGCAGCAACGGGGAUAUUGCAAUAGUAUCGUAAAGCCUUAGUUAACUUUAAUGUCUCACUUUUAAAUCCAGUUACUCAUACUCAUAAUAAUUAUAAUUAUUUUGCACUUUUUAUAGUUUGGAUAUGAUUUAAUGUUAUCGGUGAUUAUUUGUCCUCUAUUACUUCCUACCUCACUGAUUUCACAGAAUACAGCUUCUCGUUGGAUAUUUGAAUUAAUUCUUAUCCCUCUCGUACAAUUUACGACCUACUUGAAUCCUACUCAUCUGUUUUUAAUACAUACAGUAAUUAGAAUGUCUAAAGUGUUUUUUUAGUAACUUUGAUCAUGCCAUUGGCAGUUAAGCAAUUGAAUGAGUUUUAGUGCCUGUUUUCUGACUAAUAUGAUUAAACGAUUGUGCUAAUUAAAUACAUAUUGCCUAUUUAACUUCGUAUAUCUUCUGUUGACUAACCACGUUGAUACAAUAUAGAAAUAGAAAGCCGAAUACGAAUUACAUUCAAGACGUGUAUAUUUCAGAUAUAUUCAUGUGACCACGGUAAACUGAACCGAAUGAAUAUAAAAGUUGCAUAGAUGCAAACAGGAGUAACUGCAUAACUUGCCUAGUGAAUAAUACGUGAUUUAGUUUUUAUAAGGUGUAAAUAAUGCAUGAAUUAUAGAUAACUAAUUAGAGUGUAUAUGCCAGACACACAUAAAAUGAGAACAAUUAAAAUAUGUUCGACGUUAACAGUGAACAAUCAACACAAGUACAUAAGUGGAAAUAGAGAAGGAAUAAUAUCUGCAAAAAAAGUAUAGACGUUCACGAAUAUAAUCUAAUCAAUAAAGUCACAACGAAACAUGCAAAGGUCAGAAAAAGGUCACACAAUAAUUUGUAUCAGUCUGUCAUAUUAUUUUCACAUAUGAUUGUAAAUUGAUUAGGCUUUUAUGCUUAACGCGGUUAGGAAUCAUAACAGAGUCAAUAUAAUUAAAAAAAACUAUAAUUUGUACUAAUACCAAUGGUAUAAACACUGCUUGAUUUUCCUUUUUUUUGUAAUUAUGUUUCACUUCAGACAUAAAUCCUUCUUACAUAUGAAAAUUACACGAAAUAGUACUGGUCAAUUUAUUCUAGGAGAAUAUAGUCAACCGUAUGCAAGUGUUUCACAAAUGAUUUAUCAUUAUGCACGAACACUUGUUCCAGUACUUGGUGCCUAUUCAGUUACACUGACACAUCCUGUAUGUAAACGUAGCUAACCAUUUUCUUAUUCUGUUGUUCAUUUCACUACUGCUGAAUCCUGAUACAAUGACACUGGCUACUCCGUCAGUUUUUCUUGCCUUUUGAUUUUUUGUCUGCUGCUCCUUCUAUCACUGCUACCGCUUUAUUUGUUUCAGAGUUUAGUGCUAUGAGUCUUUUUUUCAGUUGCUUACUUCUCUUUUUUGGGUGCUGUGUUGUUCUUCCUUCUCUUCACUGAUCCUCAGCUGAUUAUCGCGUUUUCUGUUUAGUUUCUUACUAUUCCAUAUCACAUCAGCUUUCCAUACUUGUUAGCGCCUGCUGAAUUGCGUUUAUUUAAUUUCUUCCCUCUAUUUUCGUUACAUAUUUAUUCUUCUUAUAAUAUGCAUUCGUGUAUGUCUGUGUGUAAGGUAACAUAUACAUGUAUUUAGUGUAUUUUUUUCUCUUUAUCUAUGUACAACUUUCCUUCAUCAUCAUCGUCUUCCUCUUCUACCCACCGUACUGGGAAGUUGUUCAUCCAACCAUGUUUACCUUUAUUAUUUCAUUUUUGCAAACUAUAACGUUGUCUUUCUGUAAACAUUUCAAGGAAAUGUCUCUGUUGUUCUGUUUCGUAUUUUGUUUUCUUUGGAGCUGACUCAUUCCCUGAGAAAAGUCAUAAUAAAGUUAGCAAAUAUUAUCUUCCUACAUAAUUCCAUCACCUACAUACUCUUAUUGUGAUUAUUACCUUAGUGCUAUAAUAACAUUCUCAGUUUUAGCUUCUUUCCUCAUUAAUUACCUUUAUUUUCUCUUUUUAUUUAAACAUGUCUACAAAAUGUAAUUUGUGUUCAAUUAUAAUUUUUUUCCCCUUACAUCAGUACAUUUCAUUUUCCUUCAACGAUAUCAGCACCAUUAACAAUUACUACUACUAUUAAUGAGUAAUAAGUAGCAUGAAUAGUUAUUCGCAAAACGUCUCACAUAUUUACCGUUUGAUGUUAUUCUUCAAAACUUCACAUAUAUAUUUUCUUUCAUCCCUUGAAAGAUUAUUAAGCUUUUUCUAUAACUUAUGUAUGGUUCAAAGCAAACUUCACCUUUAUUCUUCAAUUUAUACACCAUUCUAGGUGUUCUUGAGAGAGAUGAACACGAUUUACUUUUUUUAUUCAUUGAACAUAAUCUGUUGUUCCACAUUAUUUGACAGUAUUUAUUAUUACUAAACAGGUUCAAAAUUCAUCGCUGUUGCCAUUUAUAUACGAUUUAUCUUCUAUAUUAUACAGUAUCUAUCAUUAUAAUUGAAACUUAUUACGUUUAUUAUUAUUACUAUCGACUAUAUCAGAUUUUUUGGUAUUUUAAAUCUAUAAAUUCUGUUGAAUAGUCUUGGAUCA
Molecule: messenger RNA, 6948 nt
Organism: Schistosoma curassoni
Lineage: Eukaryota; Metazoa; Platyhelminthes; Trematoda; Strigeidida; Schistosomatidae
Source: the annotation of a GenBank genome assembly